UCUCUCUCUCUCUUUCUCUGUCUCUCUCUCUCUCUCUUCUCUCUUGGUGAUGCAGUCAAAGAUUCCAGCUCUUGCGCUGUCACCAAGAAGACCCCCAACUGACAAAAAAAAUGCUAAAUUGUCUUUUUUAACGACAAAUGAGGACAUAAUUUCGUUUUUGGGCGGUUCCUCACUGAUGUAGAUGCCAGGGAGUGUAUUUCGAGGGAGUAAUAUGGAUGGGCAAACCAAGAAAAGCGGCUGAGGAUUUUUAACGGUUUGGAUGAAACGGUUGCCUUUAGAGGGCUGGUUACUUUGCGAAGACGUCGAAGUGGAAACAGGCAUGACUUUACAGUAGCAGUUAGAAAAAGAAAGAAAAAAUAAUCCCCCUGCACGCAUCUGCCUCUGCUUUUUACUCAACAAUAACAUUUUCUGUUGAAGAACGUAUUUUACUCGGGUAAAGAUGGCUCACCUAAUACGGCACAAGAUCACCAACAAGCUGACCAAUGCGGCCCACACGGUGUCCAACAAAUCUCAGGCCAAGGUCAGUGGGGUGUUCGCCCGAAUGGGCUUCCAGGCCGCGACGGAUGAGGAAGGUUUGGGUUUCGCAGAGUGCGACGACUUGGAUUAUGACUACAGGCAAGGGAUGAAAAUGGAUGUUAUUCAGGGAGAAGAGGAAGGGGGGCCCACGGAGGGAGAGGGGGAGCUGGAUGGAGACAGCCACUACCAGAGAGACGGCACCGGACCCAGGCCCUCGACCCUGAAGAUUGGAGGCUCUCUGGAUGAGGAUAAGCCAAAGAUCACGUCAUGGGAAGCUGGCUGGAACGUCACCAAUGCCAUUCAGGGCAUGUUCGUCCUCGGCCUGCCGUACGCCAUCCUCCACGGUGGCUACCUCGGUCUCUUCCUCAUCAUCUUCGCGGCUGUGGUGUGCUGCUACACAGGAAAAAUCCUCAUCGCGUGUCUGUACGAGGAGAACGAGGACGGCAUUAAGGUGCGCGUGAGGGACACCUACGUGGACAUCGCCAAUGCCUGCUGCGCGCCCCGCUUCCCAACUCUGGGCGGGCACGUCGUGAACGUGGCUCAAAUCAUCGAGCUGGUCAUGACCUGUAUCCUUUACGUUGUGGUCAGCGGCAACCUGAUGGUCAACAGUUUCCCGGGGUUCCCCGUCUCCCAGAAAGCUUGGUCUGUGGUGGCCACGGUCGCGCUCCUGCCCUGCGCGUUCCUGAAGAACCUCAAGGCCGUGUCCAGGUUCAGCAUGCUCUGCACCCUGGCGCACUUCGUCAUCAACAUCCUCGUGGUGGCCUACUGCCUCUCCAGGGCACGCGACUGGGCCUGGGACAAGGUCAAGUUUUACAUCGAUGUGAAGAAAUUCCCCAUUUCAAUUGGCAUCAUCGUGUUCAGCUACACCUCCCAGAUCUUCCUCCCCUCACUGGAGGGAAACAUGCAGAAGCCCAGUGAGUUCCACUGUAUGAUGGAGUGGACUCACAUCUCAGCCUGCGUCCUCAAGGGCCUCUUCGCUCUCGUGGCCUACUUGACUUGGGCAGACGCCACCAAAGAGGUCAUCACGGAUAACCUGCCUUCAACCAUCAGGGCCGUGGUCAACAUCUUCCUCGUCGCCAAGGCGCUGCUGUCUUACCCGCUGCCGUUUUUUGCUGCAGUUGAGGUUCUGGAGAAAAGCUUUUUCCAGGACGGCGGGAGAGCCCUCUUCCCUGACUGCUACGGGCCUACUGGGCAGUUGAAAUCAUGGGGCUUGGGCCUUCGAAUUGCCCUGGUAGUCUUCACCUUGCUUAUGGCCGUCUUUGUCCCCCAUUUCGCCCUCCUCAUGGGUUUAACUGGGAGCCUCACCGGCGCUGGCCUAUGCUUCCUCCUGCCAAGCCUCUUCCACCUAAAGCUCCAGUGGAGGAAUCUCCUGUGGCACCACGUCUUCUUCGACGUCGCCAUUUUUGUUAUCGGGGGCAUAUGCGCCAUAUCUGGCCUGAUUCACUCGGUUGAAGGGCUCAUAGAGGCGUAUAGGUACAAUAUCCACGAAUGAGAGCUUCAGAGAUGACCUUUUUUCGAAUGGUGAUGAUGUCCUAAAAUGCCGCACUCUGGCAGCUUGUCGUGACUCAGACCUUAUCAAAACAUCGUGUUAACCACUUGACAAAUAAGCUCAUGCGGAGGAUUAUUUGUGUGAAAUGUAGCCUACAUCUUUUAAUUUUGCCUUCGUGAUAAUGUGCAAUAAUAAACUCUACAGUCAUAGUGUAAAGUAGUCAUUCCAGAACACAUGGUUCAUUAACUGGACAGAGGAACACAACCUCCGCAUGGAAGGGCGUGAUUAAAAAUGCGUGAAUUAACCAGUCUGACCAGGUAUCAGUUUUCAUGCAAAGUUGUCAAAGAUCCAGUGGAAAUGUCCGCCAUGGGUCUUACUGUCAGUGUGUACGUGUUUAUAUCUGGGGAAUGAAAUAUGUGAAAAACAAUGAAGUGAAUAUGUUGUUAUUAUUGGUUUUUGAGCUGCUCAUUAAUCCCACUUCAGACAAAAUACAAAGCAUCCAUCAGAUCAUAUAGUGCUCUUUGGAUUAUAAUAAAACAUGAAUAACUAAUGUGUAGUUGUUUGAACAAUUU
Messenger RNA from Etheostoma spectabile (orangethroat darter), 2577 nucleotides. RefSeq names its product vesicular inhibitory amino acid transporter. Gene Ontology annotation, molecular function: L-amino acid transmembrane transporter activity. NCBI's taxonomy places the organism in Eukaryota, Metazoa, Chordata, Actinopteri, Perciformes, Percidae. Gene Ontology annotation, cellular component: vacuolar membrane. The record is from RefSeq and is a predicted model, not a curated record. Gene Ontology annotation, biological process: amino acid transmembrane transport.